Messenger RNA from Blepharisma stoltei, 267 nucleotides. NCBI's taxonomy places the organism in Eukaryota, Ciliophora, Heterotrichea, Heterotrichida, Blepharismidae. The record is from the annotation of a GenBank genome assembly.
AUGGGCUUGUGUUACUCUAAGCAAAAAAAACGCUUUAGAACAAUUGCAGAUCUUGAUGAUCAUUUCAAAGAAACUAAUGGCAACACUAAAAUCACAUCAAAAAAUGAAUUCUUAAUACAGAUGAAUUUAAUCAGAAUUAAAAAAGCUGUUCAUGCACCAAAACUGGAUUUAGGCAAAAACAGCUUGUAUAGCAAACGCCUAAAUAGGCUUAAAGAAGAUUGUAAAGAUCUAACUAUUGGCAUGAACAAUGCUUAUGUGGUGGUAUAG